AUGUCUGCAUCAUCAUUAUCAACAGCAAUAGGAACGUAUGGUUAUAUAGCUACAUUCUCAUUAGGUCUUAUUGGACAUUCAUGUAGUUUAUGGACAUUUUCUCAACGUCGACUUCGUUCGACUUCAACAACUGUUCUCUUUCUUACCAUAACAAUAUUUGAUAUGCUCUAUUUAUUUAUGAGUCUUCAUGAUUUUUUUCUUAUUAAUCUUGGUUUACCUCAAUUAAGUCUUUAUUAUAUUCCAUUAUGUCGAUUUCGAACAUUUAUUAUUAAUUUUGUUCAAACAAUAUCACCUUGGUUAUUAGUUUUUAUAGCAUUCGAUCGAGUAAUUCGUGCUCGUUUACCACAUCGUACAAAACAAAUAUGUAGAAAGAAAAAUAUUGUUAUAGUUCUUCUUGUGACUAUUUCAUGUGCCGUAGCAUUCAAUAGUCAUGUCCUUCAACCAUCUUUUGCUACUGCAUUUCCAUUUAAUCGUAUCAUUUGUGGUCCAUUACGCACAAAUCUAACUGACUAUGGUAUUUUCUAUUAUUUUACUUGGUCUGCUCUGCAAAUAUGGAUUAAUAUUCUCGUACCAGCAUUAUUAAUGAUUGCUUGUCUCAUUGCUGUUUAUCGAAAAGUACGAAAUGUAGCAUUAGUUCGUCGUAAUCAACAACUUCAAAAACAAAUGCUUCUUCUUAUGUUAUCAAAAGUUAUUUUAUUUCUUAUAUGUACAUUACCCUAUGGUAUCUAUCGUAUGUUCUCGAUUUAUUCAAGUUUUCAACAGAAUACAACAGAAUAUUUUACAUUCUUAAUUGUCACUGCUAUAUUGACUAUAUUCUUGAAUGCAAAUUUUUCUUUGGCUUUUUAUAUUCAUUGUUUGACAUCAACUUUAUUUCGACAGACAUUUUUCAGUACUAUAAAGAACUGUAUACGACGACGACGACGACGACGACGACAAGCUACUGUUCAACCAGUUGUAUACACAAUAGCAUCAAUACGACAGUUUACAUAA
Molecule: messenger RNA, 990 nt
Organism: Rotaria sp. Silwood2
Lineage: Eukaryota; Metazoa; Rotifera; Eurotatoria; Philodinida; Philodinidae
Source: the annotation of a GenBank genome assembly